Messenger RNA from Talaromyces stipitatus ATCC 10500, 1182 nucleotides. Its product is annotated as sex-determining protein fem-1, putative. Gene Ontology annotation, molecular function: protein binding. The coding region runs from base 1 to 1182 and encodes 393 amino acids. The record is from RefSeq and is a predicted model, not a curated record. NCBI's taxonomy places the organism in Eukaryota, Fungi, Ascomycota, Eurotiomycetes, Eurotiales, Trichocomaceae. The transcript has 2 exons.
AUGGGAUUUGGUGGUCCUCCCCUUGCCGCUGAUAUACAAGCAAAAUGCGGAGGAUUGAUUGAUAUAGAUGAAGCAAACGAUCAUAUCUUUGUCCACCGCUUAACAUUGGACUACCUUAUUCGUAACCGGAGUCUAUGGCUACCCGAGGAAGAUGUUCAUGGCUGUAUUUCUAGGAAAUGUAUAGAAUAUCUCUGUCGUGAUGAUCUUGAUCAUGACGACGGAGGGAUUUGUCUUUCGGAUGCAAGUCUCGAGGCUCGGCUGACAUCAAAUCCCCUUUACAGAUAUAGUGCAAGAAACUGGGGUGAACAGGCGCGUCUAGCAUCCUCUGCAGACGCAGAUCUUGCGAUACGCUUCCUCAACGACGAGAAGAAGCUAGCUGCUUCCAGCCAAGUCUUGAUGGCCUCCAAAAGGAUGAAUACGGAAGCUGGUUAUAGCCAGCGGGUACCCAAAUCUGCUUAUUUCGGACUACAAACGGUGCUGAAAUCGUUGUUGGCUGGUGGGAAUAGAGCGAAUGUGAAGGAUAGUCACAGUUGGCCUCCAUUAUCUUAUGCUGCGGAGAAUGGACACGAAGCAAUAGUCCACCUGCUAUUAGAAGAGGGAGAUGAUAUUGAUUGCGUCGAUAUCAACAGUCGUACGGCGCUGUCCUGGGCUGCUGAAUAUGGGCAUCAGAAAGUUGUAUGCGUCCUCAUCACCGCCGGCGCGGAACUCAACACACAAGACGACAUGGGCCGCACACCUCUGAUACACGCCACUGCUAACGGACACGAGGAUGUAGUUCAGCUACUGCUAGCCGCUAACAGGAUUCAUCCAGAUAUCAAAGAUAUCUAUGGUCGAACAGCAUUAUCACAAGCUGCUUCUCAGGGGUACAAUUCAAUAGUGAAAUUGAUACUGAACUACAGCCCUGAAGUGGACCCUGACUCCAAAGACAUCCAGGGCUACACGCCACUUUCACAUGCCGCUGCUAACGGGCACAAAUCUGUUGUACAGAUGUUACUCGAUGCACAGGGUGUUGAUCCAGACUCAAGAGACAUCAACGGCUUUACCCCGUUGUCGCACGCUGCGGUUAAUGGGCACGCAGAUGUGGUUCAACUCUUGAUUAGUACUGUUCAAGUCGAUAACGACUCAAAAGAUUGCCAUGGUAAUGGAAUAUCACCGUUGGCGUUGAAAAUGGACAUGCACUAG